Molecule: messenger RNA, 2018 nt
Organism: Orbicella faveolata
Lineage: Eukaryota; Metazoa; Cnidaria; Anthozoa; Scleractinia; Merulinidae
Biological process (GO): regulation of transcription by RNA polymerase II
Cellular component (GO): nucleus
Molecular function (GO): DNA-binding transcription factor activity, RNA polymerase II-specific
Source: RefSeq, a predicted model, not a curated record
UAUUUUUGUUAAGUUUCUUUCUUAACAGUAUCUUAACAAAGCGAAGAUGUUUAGCUAAAUUCUUGAAAUUACUUAUUUUUCUAAAACUGAAAUGUCGCUGACAAAACAUACACCUGAAUAGUAAAUACUGCCAGUGAUAUGAUAUUGUGCAUCUCGUAUUAAUGGCCAUUUCGGUUAUCGUACUUCUAGUUUCGAAUCUGUAGUUUGUCUUUAAAGCCAAAAUUAGAAUAGACUGGUAUAGGGGAACACUGGUUAGUUUAGUGAUUAUUCGCGAGAGCCAUGCUAUUGGCAAAAGAGCCGUCGAGAUUAUGUUAAUUUUAUUUCUCUUUUCUACUUAUCGUUUUAGGGACGAGUAAAGUUAAAAUACGCUAGCAUUGCUGUUCUGACCCUCAAGCUAACCCGUUCCGAUGUUAGAUAUUAUUUCAAUGGCAGAUCCUGUCGUUUAUUGUCGACCAAUUUCAGUUCAAAUGACAAUUUUGAAAUUACUCAUAAGCUAGGUGGGAGGGAAAAAAAAUUAACUAGAAUAACAGUCGAUGUGAUUUCCUUCGUAAAUUUAAUAGCGGUGUUUUUCCUGUCAUGUUUAACCCGUCACCUGACUCUUAACUGUAUUUUUGUAAGCGCUGUUUUAGGACAAUUAUUACUUUUCAUUAAAAUUAAUUCGGCUUAAAUAAUUAGAAAGGUAGUACAAGAGUGUAAAGUGUUGUUAUAUUGUCUCUUAGUUUUAAGCGUCAUAGAUUUGUUGCGUUACCGAAUAUUACCCAGUUGUGUUAAUACUACUACAGUUUGUUUUCGCAUAGAUUAUAAACACAAUGUCUGUCUCGAUACAGCUAUAAAUGUAAAUGACUUCAACUUGUUUAAACAGUUCGGAAGGAAUGGCUGCGAUGAACCCUGGAUGACGGCUGGUCGCUGCUUCAAGGAGUUUUCUGCUUCCUUAUUUUGUCAUGAAGCCCGAGUAUGACAGCCAUGGGGUUCCGAAACUGAGCUUGGCCAAUCCUCGAGCACAAGUUUUGUUCCCGACAGGGCAGUAUACUUACGCGUUUGGAAACACGCCCGGGUUAGGUUUAGCGGAGCACUUCGGAACUUCCAGAACUGACGACAGUUUGGAGAUUUUGUUGCUAGGCUCGGGAGAUGUUCGAAAUCUCUUGUUCACAGUCUCUGAACUUUCGCAGCGACAGUGCGACACGAUUCUUGCAAGUUUGUCUUUUCAUCUUAAUGAUCACGACCCAUCAAUACUCGCCCGUGAUGCCAUCAUUUUAGAGGUCGCGCUAUCUAUAAAUCCUGACAGUGAGUUGGAUGUGGAGUUCUUGUGGAAUCUGUGGUAUGAUUUAGCGCUCUCUGGCGAGGAAUCAAAGCGGCUGCAAGCGAUUCUUGAAAAUCUCACUUCGCCCAAAUAUGCGAGCAACGUGUUGCAGUUUGGUUCUAAGGACGUGUUUACAGAAUGUCUACAAAUAUGGAACGAUUGGCUUCGACUGGAAUUGAAUAUUGAUGAUGUUUCAACACAGCGGAAAAGUUUAAUGGUUUUUGGACUGAAUUUGACACAGCAUGAAAAUCAGCCGGACAUAAAGGAGGAAAACAUGAACUUUCUUACUGCAGUUUCCUCGCUUACUAACACAACAAUGAAACAACUGUUCUCGCCAAUUGACGAACAAAAGCUUGGUCGCAAAUGUCUACAACGGCCUAGCCCGUUGUAUCAAGAAGUCUAUUCAUAUUUCUUAAGCGGUUGUACUUCGGAGGUGCACACUAGUUCAAAAGUAAACCCGACUCUUAUUCGUCCGUUUGAACACAAGUGGAAGGUCCAUUAUGGGAGCUGUCCUUUUUCAGGCUUCAUUCCAAUUGACAGGACUCGCUUUCAAAACAACAAAAGUUUAACUAAAACUUGCAAGGAAAAGCUUAAGUCGUUGGUAAAAAAAUUUCAGAGCUUCGCUGAGUUUGAGUCUGAUAAUCCCCGUAUAAAGGUACGUAUAAUAAUUAUAUUCACGGUCUGUUGUUAUCUUAACAAAGCGAAGAUGUUUAGCUAA